Messenger RNA from Bemisia tabaci, 5492 nucleotides. Its product is annotated as sodium-independent sulfate anion transporter. NCBI's taxonomy places the organism in Eukaryota, Metazoa, Arthropoda, Insecta, Hemiptera, Aleyrodidae. The record is from RefSeq and is a predicted model, not a curated record. Gene Ontology annotation, biological process: transmembrane transport. Gene Ontology annotation, cellular component: membrane.
CCUAUUGACUCGAUCCAUUGUGCGUCGCGGCGUAAACCGGACCGGCCGGCCAAGUUUCCUCCUGGUCGGCCGAUCAGUUUUGUUUACACCACCGAUCGAACCAGCCCCGCGCCGCGGAUCAGUGCCUCUGUGAAUCAGUACUCCGCACGGGUUUUCACUUUUAAAGCUUGAAUAGUUCGGUGUACGUACUUUCGCGCGCAUUUUCGGAAAAUUUCUCUUAGUUCGUGAAAAUUGUAAAAUUUAAUUCGACGUAUGUUUUUGUAAAUUUGUUGUACACGUAGAGUGGGGGAGCUAAGGAGUGUUUCUGCACGGUCGAGACGGCAUGCCAAGGUUGGCGUUUUCUUUUUGGAUAUGAAAAUUUGUGGCGGAGCAGGGAAAAUGCUGCUGGCAGAUACAUUCAGAGACACUCUGUACAAGAGACUACCGUUCCUGGUAUGGCUGCCAAAAUACACGAUGGCGGACUUCGUGCCCGAUUUAAUAGCAGGAAUAACAGUUGGGCUCACCAUCAUGCCUCAGGCAAUAGCGUAUGCGUCAUUGGCAGGCAUUCAUCCUAAAUACGGACUAUAUUCGGCUUGUUUUGGAGGUUGGGUUUACAUUUUCUUCGGCACAAUCAAGCAGAUAACAAUAGGUCCUACUUCAAUCAUGUCAAUCCUUACGUUCACUUACACGCACGAUACAAACCCUGAGAUGGUGGCCUUUCUGUCAUUCAUGGCUGGCGUCGUAGUACUACUUCUUGGCGUCUUCCGGCUGGGUUUUCUGGUGGAAUUUGUGUCUGUUCCGGUGGUGUCUGGUUUUUCGUCAGCAACGGCCGUUUUCAUGACCUCCUCACAAGUGAAAACCAUCUUCGGUAUAAGUUACAAGUCUGGUUCUUUUCUGGAGACCUGGCGCCGAUUUUUUAAGCAUCUUCCAGAGUAUAGAAAGUGGGAUUUGACUCUUGGCAUUUCUUGCAUCAUCGUUCUUCUCUUCUUAAGGAAAAUUGGAAGUUUAAAUCUCACAAAUAAUGCCACGUUGAAGAGGAUUCUCUGGUUCAUCUCAACAGGGAGGAAUGCACUUGUAGUUUUGAUAAGUGGACUGAUUGCUUUCUUCUUUGAAAAAUAUCACGAUGCUUCUCCGUUUGUUUUAAUUGGUAAAAUUGAUUCCGGACUACCGAAACUGCAUCUGCCUCCAACACACACAGAGUUUGACGGCAAAGAUUAUGAUCUUGUGGAGAUGAUGGAAUAUCUUGGCACAGGGAUCUUCAUUGUUCCCAUCGUUGCCACGAUAAACAACAUAGCCGUAGCCAAAGUGUUCUCUGAGGGGAAGAUUAUUGAUGCAAGCCAGGAGAUGAUUGCGCUAGGUAUGACGAACAUAAUCGGUUCAACCGUCUAUGGAAUGCCAGUGGCAAGUGCCUUCUCUCGCUCAGCAGUCAAUAACGCCAGUGGAGUUGUCACCCCGAUGGGCGGAUUAUGGACAGGAACUUUGGUCUUGCUCUCAUUAUGGUUCCUCACGCCGUUCUUGUUUUACAUCCCUAAGGCUAGUUUGUCCGCAAUUUUGAUCUGUGCCGCCGUUUUCAUGAUUGAGGUUCACACAGCAAGACUUCUCUGGAAGAACAACAAAAGAGACUUAAUUCCUGCGGCUGUGACGUUCAUCAUGUGUCUGCUGAUAAAUAUUGAGGCUGGUUUGAUCAUCGGUAUCUUUACAGACAUUUCCAUGUUGCUUUACUAUAAUGCUCGACCACGGAUCAAUUUUGACAGGAGAAAGACGACAACGGGGUUGGAAUACUGGAUAUUCACUCCUUGUAGCGGGAUCCUAUUCCCGGCUGUGGAUUUCCUUCGUCAAACAAUCGUGGAACACGUUUUGAGCCAGUCAACGGAAUCAUCAUCACUCACUUACAUCGUAAUAGAGUGCUCACAUAUCCAUAAAAUUGACAUCACUGCGGCGCAGGGUAUCAAAUCACUGAUUCAUGACCUAAAAUCGAGAGGUUGCUACUUAAUAUUCUUAGAUCCCAAUGACAGUAUAACAAGGAUAAUCUCAGGCAUCUGCAAAGACGAGUUCAUAUCAUCACCCUCAGUCAACCAACUAGAAAGGGUACUGAACAAAGAGCUGGAUGAAUGUAACUCGAUUAAAUCCAUCCAAAAAUCUCAAGAGAAAGAGCCCGAAAAGUCAGCCGUUGUCCAGGCAAGAUUCUAAGGGAUCAAAACGGAUACUCAGAUUUAGUGCAUAAAGGUGAAAUCAUCUCGACAAGAGACAACCCAGGAUUUGGAUGCAAUCCUUGAAUCAACUGGAAGUUUUUUUUCCUUUGACUAAUGUAUACCUGAUGGUUUCCAUGGAACACUGCAAUGUUAUUUUGUUAUCUCAUAAGCCGAUUCCGUAAAUAUAUUUUGAUUUUACCAUGUUACUCAGUUAGGGACUCUAAAAAUUGACGACCUUGCGUAAAGUACCCAAUGGAGGUACAAAAACGUAAAUGCGUACUUUGAGGGUAAUCACUCGAUUGCGUUUCUUGAUCUCUGAAACUUCUUUGUCGAAUGAUCUUGAUCGAAAAAAUUCUAAAUGUUACUUGUUGAUCAAGGUCUUCAAGCAAGCCAUUGAUGAAGUUUUAGUAGAUUUCGACUCAAGUUAUUUUAAUCGGACGAUCAAUAAUACUAUUACCAGAAUGUGGUUUCAGCUAGCUGGGACUUGAGUAUUUGAAAUUGCAGAAAUCUAAUUUCCACCUUAGUGAUUGAACUGUCUUUUAUCUUAAACGAAAGUUUUUAGAGCCGUUUACAGCAAAAAUCUGCUCAUAAGUAUAAGUAAACGAGAUAAGCACUUUCUAUCUAAUUAGAUACUCGUUGAUUAAAAAAACGGCAUAUAUCUUUUUAUGUUCCUAUAUGCAUUCGAAUUAACUCGGUUUUUGAAAAUGAACUUUAGUUUUUUUUUGGAAAAGAAUAAUGAAAAAAAAAAAAAAAAUACUGUAGCGUUCGUUCGUGCCAAAAUAGUCUUCACAAAAUAAGCAAUGACACGCACGUUUUUAGCUUUUUUCAGUAUUUUAACUUCAAUUCUGUUUAAAGAUCACUUAACAUUUUUUGGCUGUGGUAGAUUGCAACUUGGCUGGGCAUAAUUUUCAAACUGUCUGAAAAUAUCGCAAAUAGUAACUUUAGUAGAGGCUGUUUAUGCGAUCAGCUAAUGUAGCCCACUUCUUCAUCUUGAAGGGUGUAAAAUAUGAAUCAGCGGUCAAUUAAUAAAUGGAAACACUUCUGGAAUUUCCUGGAAAUGAAAUUAUGCUUAGAUAUUGAGUUGGUCUCCGGUGAAUAUUUAAGGAACUAAUGAGGCUGUGCCAAUUUAGCGUAAAAGCAUCAUAAUUUUUGGCUAUGCCACGCUUACUUUUCUUUUUGUUAAUAUAUAGGUAUAAGACUAAUUUUUUUUUUAAAUGGAAUCUGAAAUGCGGUCCUUCCAUGGUAGGCCCCCUAUUUAUUUUUUCAAAUAAUUGUAUUUACUCUCGAAGGAGCUGAUACGAAUUGUGAUAUUUUAGUGUUUAAGUUCAAAUUUUACGAGAUUGUACAUAAUAUAAAAAGUUUAGGUUUUACUAAAACUCGACCGCGUUUUCUUUGACUUUCUUCUAUCUGACUAUAUUGCAUUUUAUUUUUUGUUAUGUUAUUCCGUAGUUUUAAGAUGCAUACUUAGCAUUAGACAUGUGCUACUUGAAAAUCGUAAUCAUAUCUGAAAAUAAAAUCUCCGUUCGACCAAAUAGUGGAGAUCACAUACAUUUUAAUGCGUUUUUCGACCAAGCAAUAUUUUUUUUUCUAUUCUACAUUCAUUGGUAGCAUAGCAUUUUUACGUCAUGCUGAAGUUCUGAUAGAUACUAUUCAAUAUUCAUAAACUGUUGUAAAUAAUUAUUGCCUCAUUCUCUUCGCAGGUUCUACUCAUCAACCCACCACUGAUUCAUCUUCAUUUAUUCAUUUAAUAAAUUAUUCCAAUUAUUUAUUUAUUUAUAUUUAUUUCUGAGAUCUUCCACUCAUUGAAUAUUCCUAACUCUGGCUUUCUUUUUCUUACUAGAUGAUCUUACAUGUUUAUCGUUAAGCUCCAAAAAUACUUGUACAGCUUGUAAUAGCUCCAAAAGUAUUACAGCCAUCAUCACUUUCAAUCAUGUACAUCUGAUUUCAUUAUGAAUGCGUAAAAAUAAUGGAUUUUUGAAGCAUUUUAAAUAAUGAGUGCAUAUAACGGUCGUGAAUUUGUAUGACUGGAAAAGAGAGUCAUGCAGUUUGUAAUGAAGGACAUCUAAGUCAAGGCUGUCAAACUCCUUUCACCUGAUCACGUUGUCGAUUUCUGUUUUCCCUUUUUUACACUACCAUUACAAACAAUUUCACAGUAUUAUUUUGUACCAAAUUUGUAGAUAAUUUCCUACAGGUAAAAGUAAAUCAAGCAUGAUGUUUUGAAGGAAACGAUAUGGUUUUUCUAUAGUAGAAUGGUGUGUAAGGCUUUGAAAGGUACAAUACCAAAUAACAAAAUUUGUUUAAGUCAUAAAAAAUAAAGUUCCACCGUUGAUAUUGAGCAUAUUUUCAUCUUUCAGACUGUGUUGUUCUUGAUUCCACAGUAUUUUUUACGUAUUUUUUUUUCAUCUCUUGACAGUUUUUUUCAUGUUAUUUGUUGGUAAUAUAUUUAUCCAUGUUGGACCGAUCAGGGGCAGGUAUUUUGAUUGUUCAAUUACUGUGCCAUUUACUGAAUCUAAGCGUAUUUGCCCAGUUUUGUAAGGUAUAUUUCCAAGCUUUCAAGUCUACUUUCCAAUGAACAGACUUUCUUAAUUGAUUCCAUUUGGACGUACUGAAAUGUUAUUAAUAGGUAUAUAAAUGUAAAUGGGAAAGAAUGUUUCAUAUUAUGGAUUAGACAUCACAUAAUUGACUGUGCGAUUGGGUUAUUUUUUAGCAAUUACAGCAUUUUAGGUAAAUAGUCUUACACUUGCAAGAUGAAUUACCUACUUCAAAUGCUGUGAAACGUUUUUAUACUUGUAAGUUAAUGAUCAAGAGAAGAAGAACCGAGUAUUAAUGCAGUAACCCUAUGCAGUUAAGGUCAUUGAAUGAAGUCAAUUAUUCUAAUAACUAAACACAAAAAUGGACACUCAAUAAGCGGUCCAUUAUGUCAGAUUUAUCAGUGAAUUAUUGUUAAUAGAUUCAAGCGUGGAAGCCGUUUCUCUCUGGAAGUCACACUGACCCAUUUGCAUUACAAUUUUCGAACUCUUUCCUGUAUCAUUCAAAGUGUUCGGUGUCGUAUUUGGAGGAAUUUCGCAGCAAUGCAUUUGUAGAAGUUCAAUUAAAUUUGAUUCCUUUUCGAAUUUCUACAAAAUGGAUUUAGUUCGAGACCAAACUGAAAAUCUGACCCACUCCUCUUCCAUUGGAAUUCGUACCCAGAAGAAUUAGUCAUUUAAAGUAUUUGUACAUAUAAAGACCCAUCUCAGUGAUUUUCAUACGUUAAUGUAAUGCUUAAUAUAAAUUCUGUUGAAUAUUAAUAGAGAAUAGAAAUAAAUAUAUUUGUAAAGCUUU